AUGAGCGCCCCCCUCCCCGCCGAAGCCGCCGAAGCCGUGCUCGUGAAGUCGUCGGAGAUCCCCGAGGACGCCGUCGAGGUCCGUGGGUACGAUUUCGACGCGCCGACGACGGAUUACGAUGCGUUGUUGCAAUCACUCCUGAGCACCGGGUACCAAGCGACGUCGUUCGGACAAGCGGUGCACGAGGUGAAUCGCAUGCUGCGGUGGCGACUGAGCGAUGAAGCGAUCACGGAGGAGACGGAACCGGAGGAUCGGGACGAGGGGGUGCGAAGGGAGACGAGAACGAAGAUUUUCUUGGGUUGGACGAGCAACCUGACGUCGAGCGGGACGCGAGAGACAAUCAAGUAUUUGGUGAAGAAUAAAAUGGUGGACGUCCUGUGCACGACGGCGGGCGGGGUGGAGGAAGAUUUUAUAAAAUGCAUGAAACCGACGUAUUUGGGGGACUUCGCGCUCAGGGGGGAAGAUCUCAGGAAAAAGGGGUUGAACCGCAUCGGAAACUUGAUUCAGCCGAAUGACAACUAUUGCGAUUUUGAGGACUGGAUCAUGCCGAUCUUGGACGAGAUGCUUCGAGAGCAGAACGAGGAGGGAGUGAAGUGGACGUGCUCGAAGGUGAUCAAGCGGCUCGGGCUGGAGAUUAAUCACGAGGAUUCCAUCUUUUAUUGGGCGGCGAAGAACGACAUCCCGUGCUACUGCCCGGCGCUCACCGACGGCUCCAUCGGGGACAUGCUGUAUUUCCACUCUUACAAGAACCCCGGACUCG
Messenger RNA from Ostreococcus tauri, 760 nucleotides. RefSeq names its product Deoxyhypusine synthase. The transcript has a single exon. The annotation marks the transcript as partial. NCBI's taxonomy places the organism in Eukaryota, Viridiplantae, Chlorophyta, Mamiellophyceae, Mamiellales, Bathycoccaceae. Gene Ontology annotation, biological process: peptidyl-hypusine biosynthetic process. Gene Ontology annotation, molecular function: deoxyhypusine synthase activity. The record is from RefSeq and is a predicted model, not a curated record. Gene Ontology annotation, cellular component: cytoplasm.